CGCGCAUUCAUUGCCACGGUCGCGUUCCCGCGCCGCUGCCAGUCUUUAACACAAGCUUGAGCCGUCAACACGCUUGCGUAAUAAAAGUGAUAAUGAUAACAGUUGCAUCUAAACAAUAAUAAUAAACGAAACAGUGUGGUGUAUUGUGAAUAACGUGUUUUUUGCCGUCGUUUUAAUAAUUAAGAUGGACACACUUGCUUUGCUAGCUGGGAUCUUACUAUGCUUGGUUGUCGUAAAUGGCAGACACCUGGAAGAAAACCAUGACCCCAGUCCAAUAUCUGACUCUUUGGAUCACGGAGAAAGUAUGAGAAAACGGGGUACAGAUUUGAGGCAUCGGCGGAAGAGGUGGCAAGCAAACUACGGCUAUGAUUACCCGGUACCUAGCCAUGGAUACCCAUAUGCUGAUCGGAGGGAAUACGACAGGAAUCAUCAAGAUCUUUUACCCCAAAUAGUGAAGUUGCUUGAAGAAAUUGCAGUGUAUGUGAGACGUGCCCCUCCUCCGCCACCACCGCCUCAACCAAUCUACAUCCCAUACCCUGUCCCCUAUCCCGUCCCACAGUUCGGUGCGUGCACAGACAAAGCGGCGAGGAAACCAAAUAUCUCAACCCGAUUCCCUGAAAUGGAGGACACGAAUCAAAACUGGGGAUUUGUGGAGUCAAACGAAGAUGCAGAUUACGAAUCAGGCGACGGCGCCAGGCCUAUCUCCUUCGACCCUAUUAAACCGCUCCGACCAAUGAAGCGACCUGCACCCAAAGUGGAACACGGCAGCAAGCAAAUGGACAAUCAGCGUCCGACGACACAGGCACCGAGGUUUGUUCUGGACGAGCCUGGAUUGUUGCGGACACCGACGAUGUGCAAUGCGGCUGUGCUCUCGUGCUGUGCCGACAACAUCAAGCAGCAGAAAAAGUGCUUCGACAACUUUGGCUGUUCUAUAUCUUACGAUAACGGCAAUGCAUGUAGCAACGAUUCGAUAAAUGAAGCGCUAGAAUCAUUCAAAAGAGCGUACUCGCCCGUGUCGUAAGUCCUAAUUACGAGUAGAUGAUAGUCAUUAUCAGUAUUGUCUCAACCACAUUUGUGGUUUAUGUUAAUGCGUAAUGUUGCUAAUUGUAGCAAAUUAUAAUUGUACAAUAGUUUCGAAAUCCAAUAUAUGGAACAUUAUCUUCAUAUGAUUUUUUACAUAUUCUGAGAUCUGAGAUUGUUGUAGCUUUAAUUAAUAUUUGAUCGAAAUAUACACUUACGGUUCAAGAUUAGUUCAAACGAACCAAAAUAUUUAAAGUGCUUGAAUUCUCUUAAAUUUAUUUUUUAAUCAUAGUUUUAAAUUGAUUAACUUCGCCUUGAACUUUAUCAAUUUAAAAUGAAUUAUAUCGAAUGUAAAAUUGGUUUCAAUUGUUGUUCAUAAAUGUGCUCGAAAGAAAUCGUAAAUAUAAAAAUUCGUCGCCCGAUAAACUGCAAGUCUUUUAACCUUAAUCAACGGUUACAUACUUUAUAACACCCAAAGUCAUAAUCUUCGAAGUAGAAUAAACAAUUAAUAUAAGUUAAGGGUAAUAUAAUAAUAUAAGUAGGUAUUUUAAAUCAGUACUUAUUACGAUGCCAUAAAUAUGUUGUUCCUUGAGCUUUACAAAUUCAUUUAAGUCCUAAGAAAUUUAAUUGGUCUAUAAUGCCGCAAUUUUUCACACUAAAUUGUAUCUAUGUAACGUACACUGGCACAUAAGCGAUUACGCUCGUGAUUGUAGAGCAAGCGUUGCUUGCUUGCUCUACAAUAUGCUCUAUAAUAUAAUGCAAAAGAACAUAGUAUUUGAUCAUCCCACUCAUAGGAGCAUUUCAAUGUAAGACGAGCAAGACAACGUUAUUGGUACCUGAGUAAUGGUACAAUACUUGAUAAAUAGAUCAUAUUAUAUUGUCAUGUUACAACACGACCGAGUGCGCUGCAAUUCGCCGCAUUGCUGCCUAAUCGCGCGUCAAAAUCGCUAAUGUGAAACCAGUGUAACUUGGUCAUCAUGGUUAAAAUUCAAAGCCGCUUUAAAAUUAAUACUAAAUGCAAUAUAAAAGUUUAUACAAAGGCUAAUUGUUAUAUCGUAUUAUUGAUAUUUGAUGAUAAAAAACUAAAAACAAAAAGUUGCUUUUGUUUGCAGCUUCUUAGCAUUUAAGGUUACGAAUGUCAGUUUUUUUACAUUGGCAGCUGUAAUAUUAUAAGUGUUUCCUAGUCUACAUGUUAGAAUUAAUGUAUUUAAUUUAACUUUAUUAAAAUAUUAACACAA
Molecule: messenger RNA, 2258 nt
Organism: Trichoplusia ni (cabbage looper)
Lineage: Eukaryota; Metazoa; Arthropoda; Insecta; Lepidoptera; Noctuidae
Exons: 3
Coding region: 185-1021 (278 amino acids)
Source: RefSeq, a predicted model, not a curated record